Molecule: messenger RNA, 282 nt
Organism: Lecanosticta acicola
Lineage: Eukaryota; Fungi; Ascomycota; Dothideomycetes; Mycosphaerellales; Mycosphaerellaceae
Source: the annotation of a GenBank genome assembly
AUGCCUGCAGUCCUCCAUCCCAUGAGCUUCGAGCCGGAGAAUCGCAUCCAGCUGGCCGUGGUCAUGGAAGGGAUCAAGAAAGAUACCAAGAAGUCAGGCCCCGAAUACAACUUGGAGACCAAAGCCUCCUCCUUCGAACUCCUGAAUCCGGAGAAAUGGGUUCCCAAGAAUGAGAUACCAGCCCGCGGAAGAGUCAUGUGGCAACUGGAACAACUCAGCAAAAACCUUAUCGAGGUCUUCUGCGCCUCCGACUUUCUUCUGCUCCGCUCUUGGACUACGUAG